Molecule: messenger RNA, 2283 nt
Organism: Rhipicephalus sanguineus (brown dog tick)
Lineage: Eukaryota; Metazoa; Arthropoda; Arachnida; Ixodida; Ixodidae
Exons: 9
Coding region: 19-1671 (550 amino acids)
Molecular function (GO): CoA-ligase activity
Source: RefSeq, a predicted model, not a curated record
UAAAAUCUUUACCAGAUAAUGGAAGCAAGCAUCAAAGAUGGCAUCGUCUAUUCUCCCAACCUAGUCUGCGAGAUUCCUGAGUGUUCGCUCUUCACUUUCUUCAAGAACAACAUGGAAGCGUACGGAGCGAAAACGGCACUGGUGGACAGCAACAAACGACUGUCGUUUCUCGACACGCUGUCCUUGUCUGGCCGGUUCGCCGAGGGCUUCAGGUGUCACGGCGUACACACUGGAGACCGUGUGCUUGCGCUGAUCCCAAACACCGCCGACGCCCUGGUGGCCACCUGGGCGCUCAUGUUCAGUGGCGUCACUGUCAUCUUCCCGAACUCCCAGCGAACUGACAAUGAACUUCAACAGCAAGUUGAAGAAAGUGGAGCAACGUAUGCUCUUACAUGUUCUGCACGCCUCAACACAGUACAGAACAUCGACAAACACCAUAAAUUAAAGGCGGUGUUCUUGACAGAUCGGGUAGAAGGCUACGUCUCCCUCCUGGACUUCGUCGGCCUUCCGUGUGCCGAUGUGGAAGCCUUGUCUCCUAGCAACACCAGAGAAGCCACUGCCGCCAUCGGAUACACGUCAGGCUCCACAGGGAGCCCCAAGGGCGUGGUCAUCACGCAUUACAGCUUCAUUGCCAGCAUCUGCACCUUCAGGGCGACGGAGGCCGUGAAUGACAAAGACGUGGCUAUCAUCCCGCGGCACCUGACUCUGAUCAGCUCUCCUCGCACCGCACUAACUUACCUGUGCCUCGGACUCACCACAGUAAUAGGGCAGCCUGAGAAACCUGUGGAAUGGCUCAUCUCCGUCUUCGACCAAUACAAGGUAUCCUUCAUCAUAGCGUCGCCGCAGCUGCUGCAUCAACUAGCUCAUUGCGCCCUUCGGAAUGACGCUCCUGUGCCGUCGCUGCGCAAGGUGGCCUCGAUAGGCUACUGCCUCCAUGCAAGCAUACGUGACGCUGUGCAGCGCGCUUUCACGCUCACCUGGCUGCGGCCGUGCUACGGGCUGACCGAGGCCUGCGGCGUCGUUGCUGGCUUCUUCGAUGGCCAGCUAACCUCCGGCGUUCUAGGCUAUCCAGGGCCUAUGGUGCAGAUGAAGGUCUUAGACCUGGAAUCAAACGAGCCGCUUCCACCUCGACGGCUCGGCGAGAUCGUCGUCAAGCUUCCGUGCGUCAUGAAGUGCUACCUCAACAAGCCGAGGGAAACUGCAGAAGUGCUAGAUAAGGAAGGCUGGCUUCGAACCGGAGAUCUUGGCUACUACGACGAACGCGGUCAGUUCUACCUGGUGGAGCGGCUGAAGAACUUGGUGAAGUGCGGCGGCACACACGUCGCCACGACGGAACUGGAAGAAGCACUCCUCGACUUCUCUGGAGUACUCGACGCAGCCGUGGUUGGUCGGCCGCACGCAGUUUACGGCGAGUCACCUGUGGCCGCGGUUGUGCUCAAGAACUCUGCCGACGCUACCGCCGAAGAAGCUCGGCGACUGCAGGAGAUAAUAGCCGCGAGGUUCCCGGAACACAUGCAUCUGCGCGGCGGUGUUAUAUUCCUUGCCCAGAUGCCCCGCACUAGCAACGGAAAGAUAGACAAGCCGCUUCUCCGUGAAAUGUGCGCCACUACCUCCACGGAAUACAAGACGGACUGGCCUGUGCUUUCAUUGCGCACAAAUGAGAACGAAUGAGACUUGACCAGUGCAUUGUUCGUGGACGGAACGAAGCCUUGUGUGACUAUUUUCAUGCCAUGUAUUUACCCGGGCAACGUAGGGCUCCACAACCACAGAAUUGAUAUGCUGAUAUGACAUAUUGGCGAACGAAUAUACUAUAGUCGGAUACAACUUCAGAAGUCCACGGCAUUUCCUCCUCAGAGGCGGAUGCGCACACGCCUGCACCAAUGGGCGCGCACUCCAUACUGACGUCAUGAGCCGGAUGGCCUGUGGCCCCGCCUUCAGAGAACAUUGCCGGUGGCACGAGCCACCGCGGCCACGGCCGUGCACGAGCGCGUCUAUUUCUUUAGUCGCGGAGGCGAUUGGCUGCAGCGCUUCGGUCAUCUGGGCGGGGCCUAGCUCUCCGGACUUCUUAAGUUGUAUCGUACUAUAGUUUACAGUCAGAUGCGUCAAUAACGGGGGAGAAGGAGGCACGGGGGCCGCCCGGGUCGGGAUCGGGCUUGAAGCCACGGGCCCGGGUCGGACUCGGGCCCCUUUAUUGAACAGGUUCAAAUGGAGUAUUCGAUAACACAGGAACUUAAUGCAUUGCAUGGUCCAAGGCAUUCUGUGCCAAGCUGAUGCGACUCGUGC